Messenger RNA from Quercus robur (English oak), 2117 nucleotides. RefSeq lists its product as uncharacterized. Gene Ontology annotation, biological process: mRNA splicing, via spliceosome. The transcript has 9 exons. Gene Ontology annotation, cellular component: nucleus. The record is from RefSeq and is a predicted model, not a curated record. The coding region runs from base 242 to 679 and encodes 145 amino acids. NCBI's taxonomy places the organism in Eukaryota, Viridiplantae, Streptophyta, Magnoliopsida, Fagales, Fagaceae. Gene Ontology annotation, molecular function: RNA binding.
CUACUUCUAAUAUUAACACUGAAUUUCAAAUCUCUACAACUCAAUUAUAGACUAUAGAGAAACAAAGCAAAAACAAAUGAUGGGUACCUCUGAACCAGAGGAUUGCUCCUUUGUUUGGGACAAGAAUUCUCAGCUCUAUUUCCAUGCCAGUAGUGGAUUUUACCAUGACCCAGUUGCUGGAUGAUACUAUAGUGGUAGAGAUGGGCUUUAUUACAAGUUUGAGAAUGGAAAUUAUGUGCUUAUGGAGUCUGAAAAGAGUGGUGAAGAUGAAAUUGAUCGGAACAAAGAAACUGGUUAUGAUAAUCCCAGUCAAGAUGAAACAUUUAGAUGUGGCAGCAAUGAAAAUUGCCAUGCAUUCCAGGGAGAUGAAUGUGAAGUUUACCAGUGUAUAGAGACUACUCCUGAUGAAAACAGGCUAGGCAACACAGAGUGCUCCAACAGUAGUGAACCUGAAAAUCCACCUCCUCCAUCAGAAUGGUUAGAAGAUACACUUAUUGAGCUUUAUUUGUCUGGUUAUUCCAAGCCAGUAGUUACUGAUUCUGAUCAUGUGAUGAUGCCCUUGGAAACAGAUGAUGCGCUACCCGCUGAAGGGACCGGUGAUGCUUAUGAGCUGGAAGGAGAAUGGUGUCCAGAGAACCAUUGUGAUGUAACUAAUUCAAGUGGAAAUGUCUUAUAUUAAGGUAUGGCCAGUAUGAUGUUGCUAAUAAUCAAGUGCUUGAUGUCCUUUUUCAUUAUAAUAUUAUUAAGAUCAGGUUUAUUGUUAUCUCUAUUAAGUGGCUUGUUCAUCCAAAUAUUAACACCAUCCACAUGUAUACAUGUAAACCUCACCUAUGUUAUCCUCGCAAGUAUCAGCCAUUUGUCUCUCCAAGAACCAAUAACCUGACAUUUGCUUGAACAUCAACCAUUUAAAUCCAUAUAAGAUUGUUUCUAAAGUUUCUCUGUUGAUUGUCAAACCAUCCUAAAUGGAUGUUUAGAUAGUUGAUCUGUACAAUUUUUGGGUCAUUAACCUGUACAAGAAAUUGGUGAUCCAAAAUUUUGACACAUGGAUUAAAACAAGCAUUUGUGGAUAAGGUGUGUCAUGGGAUAAAGAAAACUGGCGAGCACAGUAUGGCCAAGUCAUUAAAUCUGGGGAAGAGCCAAUGCCAGAAUUUGAAGCUGUGGAUUUAUGGGACUGGGAAAAGGUUACAGGGACCAGAAAGGAUGGAAAAGGUGAGGUGGUGAGGCUGGUUGGAAGAUUAGUGAGAAGGUCUGUCAAGCGUCAUCCAUCCAUGCCUUCAGGUGACGGUCUCCUAAAAACUGCCCCAAUAUGUGAAGUACAUCUUGAUCUGGUACGAGUCACGUCAGGUCAAGUUUAUAAGUUGCGGACACCAAAUGCAAGAUACCUGGCUUCAUUGUCAACUUAUGAUUCUUCCAACCCAACAAAAGAUUGGGGAUUCCCUGAAUUAUCAGUAGAUAGUCACUCUCUCCCAUUCUCUAAAUCUAGUGGAAACCAUGUAUCAAAAACUGCAGAUGGAGUAUCCACCAGCAAAGAUUUGUCUACAUUACCAGAUAAUCUUUCCGCAUCUGGACAGAGAAUCCAUGUGUAUAGGGACAGAGCUGCCGAGAGAAGAACCCUGCAUGGGGGUUUUGGAGUGGGCCCUGGACAAAAGAAUUAAAGGUUUGAUGAAGAUGAACAGUCAUCAUCAUAUGCUUCUGCCAAUACAGAAGAAGCUGCAGCAGAGGCCUUGAAUGUGUCGUUUGGAGCUGGUAGUUAUGCCAGAAAAACUUCUGGAAGGCAUGGGCUGGAAGGAGGGGGAGGGACUUGGCAGCACUACAAAGGGGAUGGCGGAACCAAUACAAGCAGUUGGAAAUUUUGGUAACGCUGGAUUGGGGUGGCCUCAGGGAAUAGCAAAGCACCAUUAAGAUAACUGGACAUAUCCAGCAUAUACAAGUGUAGUCCCAAUCGUUAAGGCUAUUACAAGCGUUUAGCUCUUUUUUCUUAGCUCUCUCUCUCUCUCUCUCUCUCUCUCUCUCUCUCGUUUGUAGUGGUCCUUUGCCAAAUCUGCUCAUUGUUCUCAAGUCCUUUUUUAAAUGAUGAAAUCCUACCACAUUUUACGGUGGUGUGGUAGUCUAUUUUA